Messenger RNA from Suillus paluster, 1818 nucleotides. Its product is annotated as rab-GTPase-TBC domain-containing protein. The record is from RefSeq and is a predicted model, not a curated record. The transcript has 7 exons. The coding region runs from base 1 to 1818 and encodes 605 amino acids. Lineage: Eukaryota; Fungi; Basidiomycota; Agaricomycetes; Boletales; Suillaceae.
AUGGCGGACAACGAGCACGAAGUCGUAGAACGUCAAGCAGGCAAGGGUUUUGAGGCCCAAUUCAACCUAGACGAUGCAUUCUCGGAUGGUGAGGAUGAUGAUUAUAACCUCGAGUUCACCUCCGCAGUUAUCAGGAAACAUCUCGCCGAGAACCCAAGUUGGAUCCCAAAGGACGACGGAGAAGAUGACGGAGAGACGGAUUAUAGCUCUGCGCGUGACAAUGACACGUCGAUAUCAACUUUCUAUCUCGACGGGAGCUCCAACUCAUAUUCAGAAUCUAGAUCGUUUUCUCCUUCGCCCCCGCCGUUGACUGCGGAAGAGCACGAGCAGGGGGUUCCGCAGGACUUCUCUGAUAUCACACUCUCAGUAGACACGAGUACGAGUGAACACCCGACUAGCCACGCAGAUAUCCAAGACGAGGAUCCCUCCUCUCUGCGGGAUACUCCAUAUCCUGCCAUUCACAUCGAUGUCAGUAGAUCACCGCCCAGUCGGGUAGUCAUGAACGUUGACGCAGAAAUCAAUGGAAAGGAUCAUCAGGAAGAUGGAGCGGCCCGUCCGGUUUCAAAUGCGUCUUCCGAGUCUUCCCACCUCUCUGCGCCUAGCCAGGAUCUUCCACCUCUACCUUCAUCCCCAUCUUCCCCGUUACCUAGAAGUCCAACAAACUCAACCAUAAGCCAUAGACAGACAUGCUCGGCGGGACCAAGCACCUUCCAGAAAGUAAUGAGUAAGACGCGCCCUCAUUUCCUACCUCCGAAGAGCCGCCAAGAAGACCAGAAACAUAUGGCGGACUGGGAGGCCAUGAUGAAACAAAGUCGUGCUGCAGAGGAAAAACGGCGAAAAGCUCUACAAGAACGCCGUUCAGCCCGCGAGCUCAAGAUCGAACAAUCUAUCUACAGAUGGGAGAAGGAGAUACUCCCUGGUUGGCGAGCAGUCCAUAAGAACCCAAAUCUCCGCAGACUUUGGUGGAACGGCAUACCUACUAAACUACGUGCUUCGAUGUGGCAGCAGGCUGUUGGUAACGCACUCGCUCUGAGCAAAGAUAAUUACAGGAACUGUCUCAGUCGAGCUAAUCGCGCGCUUUCCUCCGGCUCAUUUCCUAUCGAGACACUGGAAGCCAUCGAACAAGACAUAUUGUCCACCCUUCCCUCACUGCACAUAUUCCACCCCAAAACUGGGCCGCUCUACGAAGAUCUCAGGGAUAUGCUAUGCGCAUGGGUCGUCUCUCGUGCAGAUGAGGGUCUGGGAUACGUACACGGGACUGCCAAAAUUGCUGGGAUGAUCUUGCUGAACAUGAAACCACAGCAAGGCUUCGUAGUGAUGAGAAACCUGCUGGAGAGGCAUUGCAUGAGGUCAUUAUAUGGCAGUGUUGCUGCCAAUGAUGACGUGAGUGCUGCAGACUGGAUAUUCGACACGCUCUUAGCUGAUUGCAUGCCAAAAAUAUACUUUAAUUUCAAGCAGCACCAAAUAUCACCUGAUGCUUAUCUCCCUGCCUGGCUAGUCCCACUAUUCUUGGACCAUUUGCCCUUCGAGGCAUGCGCACGCUUAUGGGACGUGCUUCUACUAGAAGGGGACUCUUUUCUUUUCCGCGCUGCUCUGGCUGUUCUCGCAGUACUCGAGCCUCGAUUGUUCUUCCCCGACCGACAAGAGCUUCUAGACCUCCUCCGAGGUGAAAAUAAGGCUGCGCUAGAAGUAGCCAAACGGGAGGGCCGUUUACUGGAUGACGAGGAAACCCUUUGGGAGCGGAUUGAUAGUAUGGAGGACUGGUGGAAGGAGUCUACAUGGAGACGUCUGACGCAGCGGGAACUGCCAGAUUUGUAG